AUGGUGAAGUUCUCUAAACAGUUUGAGGGUCAGCUUGUCCCUGAAUGGAAAGAGGCCUUUGUUGAUUACUGGCAACUCAAGAAGGAUCUCAAGAAAAUGCAUUUCCCUAACGAUAACUCCACCCCCUCCAAGCAUCAACACAGCUCCUUAGCUCACACCUUCUUCUCCCCUCUAAAGAAGUUCUCUUUUUAUGGCCAUCAUCACAGAGAGCAUGGACCAAUCCAAGUUCAUAAGAAGCUGGCUUCUUCGGAUAGUAAUGGGGACAUGUAUGAGACUGAACUGCUGGAGCAGUUCGCUGAUACAGAUGCUGCCAAGGAUUUCUUUGCAUGCCUAGAUCUCCAGCUUAACAAAGUCAAUGACUUUUACAAGAGGAAGGAGAAAGAAUUCAUUAAGAGAGGAGAGUCACUGAAGAAACAGAUGGAAAUUCUCGUUGAGCUCAAAGCCGCGCUCAAACAACAAAGAGAGAAAGAAAACUCUGCUGAGGACUCGAAAGAGGAUCCCUCCAUCUCAUGCACAAUCUCCUGUGACGAUGAGUCUAUUAAGGACAUGACAGAGCAGGAACAUCUUCAAGACAACUCCAUGGCUGAAUUUGAAAGAAAUGAAAUGCAAUUCUCAGAAUCUCCAAGAUCAGAUGAGAUUGGAAAAUCAAUUAGGAUGAAGAGAGAGGAAGGAAGGAUGAGAACCCUUUCAGGUCGUGUGAUCGAUUGCCAAGGAAAGAAUGUGAAGAUAAGCAUCCCACUAACGACGCCUAGUCGUACCCUCUCAGCGAUCACUUACUUGGUUUGGGAUGAUUUGAUUAACCAGUCUAAGAAAGGUGGACCAGAAGGAAAUAAUAAGUUAAAAAUCAAUAAAAAGAAGCUACAUCAUGCCGAGAAAAUGAUCAGAGGAGCUUUCACUGAGCUCUAUAAAGGGUUGGGUUACCUGAAAACUUACAGACACUUGAAUAUGCUUGCUUUUGUAAAGAUACUGAAGAAAUUUGAUAAAGUUACUGAGAAACAAGUUCUACCCAUCUAUCUCAAAGUGGUUGAGAGCUCCUAUUUCAGCAGCUCAGACAAGGUGGUCAAGUUAGCUGAUGAAGUUGAGGAGCUUUUUAUUAAGCACUUUGCUGAAGAUGGCCGAAGAAAGGCCAUGAAAUAUCUUAAGCCACACCAGCAUAAAGAAUCUCAUGCUGUAACCUUCUUCAUUGGGCUCUUCACUGGAUGUUUUAUAGCACUCUUGGCUGGAUAUGUCAUCAUGGCGCAUAUCACCAAGAUGUACACUCAGGAAACAGAUACAGUAUACAUGGAAACUGUUUAUCCUGUUCUGAGCAUGUUCAGCCUUCUAUUUCUGCACUUCUUCUUGUAUGGUUGCAACAUUUUCAUGUGGAGAAAGACUCGCAUAAACUACAGCUUUAUAUUUGAACUUGCCCCUACUAAGGAGCUGAAAUACAGAGAUGUGUUCUUGAUCUGUACCACAUCAAUGACUGUGGUAGUGGGGAUCAUGUUUGUCCACUUGUCCCUUAUUGCAAGGGGGUACUCGUCGACUGAAGUUCAAGCAAUACCUGGCCUUCUGCUACUGAUUUUUUUGAUAUUGCUUGUGUGUCCUUUCAACAUCUUCUAUCAAACGACUCGGCUUUGUUUCCUCCGAAUGAUGAGGAAUAUCAUCUUAUCACCUCUUUACAAGGUUGUCAUGCUGGACUUCUUCAUGGCUGAUCAACUCUGUAGUCAGGUGCCAAUGCUUAGGAACCUAGAGUAUGUUGCAUGUUACUACAUAACUGGAAGUUACAGGACUCAGGACUAUGGGUUUUGCAUGAGGACCAAGCAUUACAGGGAUCUGGCUUAUGCUGUUUCCUUCCUGCCUUACUACUGGAGAGCAAUGCAGUGUGCUAGGAGAUACUUUGAUGAAGGACAGAUAAGCCACCUUGUCAAUCUAGGCAAAUAUGUAUCAGCAAUGUUGGCAGCCGGUGCAAAAUUGGCAUAUGAGAAAGAACAGAGCAUUGGAUAUCUUUGUUUAGUUGUGAUCAUCUCAAGUGUUGCAACUGUAUAUCAAUUGUACUGGGACUUUGUAAAGGAUUGGGGUUUGCUACAGUUUCACUCCAAAAACCCAUGGCUAAGGAAUGAAUUGAUGCUCCGACGAAAGAUCAUUUACUUCAUAUCCAUGGGUCUCAACCUCAUUCUAAGGCUUGCUUGGUUACAAACGGUUCUCCAUUCCAACCUUGGCAGUGUUGACUAUAGAGUAACUGGGCUGUUUUUAGCAGCCCUCGAAGUGAUUCGACGUGGCCAAUGGAAUUUCUACAGGUUGGAGAAUGAGCAUUUAAAUAAUGCUGGGAAGUUCAGAGCUGUCAAGACUGUGCCACUUCCCUUUCAUGAAGUGGAUGAUGAAGAUUAAAUGCCCUUCUCAGAUACCUUCUUUCUUACAAAGAACUCUAUGCGCCAUGGAUAUUCCUUGUGUCAUUGUACAAGUUGACAAGUCUUGCUCUUGUUGGCAUCUUCUUGUUUCAUACAUGUAUACAGAAAUCCCUUCAACAAGUGUAUGAAAGUGAUACAGCAUCACCUUGUUAAUACCUAGUUAACACCUUUCUGCCUUUUUCUUUUCC
Nelumbo nucifera (sacred lotus) is the source of this 2575-nucleotide messenger RNA. RefSeq names its product phosphate transporter PHO1 homolog 1-like. The record is from RefSeq and is a predicted model, not a curated record. NCBI's taxonomy places the organism in Eukaryota, Viridiplantae, Streptophyta, Magnoliopsida, Proteales, Nelumbonaceae. Gene Ontology annotation, cellular component: membrane. Gene Ontology annotation, biological process: cellular response to phosphate starvation.